AUGAGUCACGAGCGAUUCCUUUACUGUUUUACACUUUACAGUACGGGAAGCACUGCAGCGAGUCUGUCGUGCAGAACAAUCGCUGACAACUACAUUCCUCAGAAGACCAUCAAAGGAAAGUUUAAUCCACCAUGGAUUACUGGUGAAAUAUUGAAUGUGCUCAAAAAGAAAGAAACGGUUCGCCGAAAACUGCGACGCACCAUCAAGACUUGUGCAGACUCGAUCACGGAAAAGUAUAAAUCACUUCGAAAUACAGCCAAGAAGUUAAUUAAGGACAGUCGAGAAAAUUUUUUUGCUUCAAUGAGCAAGUCUCUGUAUUCCAACCCAAAACGCUUCUGGUCCUUCUUCAAAACAACCACUAAGUCUUGCAGAAUACCACAACAAGUGUCUUCUGCAAAUGGUACAAAUUCAUUGCGUACCAGUUCAAGCAAC
Paramuricea clavata is the source of this 432-nucleotide messenger RNA. Lineage: Eukaryota; Metazoa; Cnidaria; Anthozoa; Malacalcyonacea; Plexauridae. The record is from the annotation of a GenBank genome assembly.